This is a messenger RNA of Trichomycterus rosablanca, 333 nucleotides long. RefSeq lists its product as uncharacterized. NCBI's taxonomy places the organism in Eukaryota, Metazoa, Chordata, Actinopteri, Siluriformes, Trichomycteridae. The transcript has 2 exons. Bases 50 to 283 code for a protein of 77 amino acids. The record is from RefSeq and is a predicted model, not a curated record.
AGUCGACUGGAUAACAACACAGAAAGAGAAAUUCUGUCAGUGAAAUAAGAUGGAUGGAGACAAGGCUCAAUAUUCACGCCUUAUGGAGUCUCUGAAGAGGAGACAGCGGCUAGGCCCUGACGAGCUUAGACUUAUUGCUGAACAUGACAGCGAUGAAGAUCAUGAAGGCAUGACCAUUGAAGAGGAGGACUUCAUGGACAUGGAGCUCCUGGAUGAAGGGGAAGAAGAGGAUGAAGAGGAGCAAGAUGAGCAGAGGGAUCAACCAACAACCUCCUAUCGGUAAAUGCAUGUAUUCCAAUAGUGUGUAUUUGUAAAUGUGUGUGUGUACAUAUA